AUGGCACCCACCAGCACCUUCACUGGCGCCCGCCAGGUGUUUUCGGGAACCGUUCUGGAGAUGGAGCUGCCUCUGGAGGACCCCCCGGCCCUCCAUCCUUCGGAGCUGCUGCAGCCCCCCGGCCCGGCUCCGCAGCUGUGUGAGCUGCGCACCGCCGUGUCUUGCUUCGCCGAGGAGACCGUCUCGCUGCUCUCGGCCAGCGGCCUGCUAAGCCAUUCCCUGCUCAGGACGCCGGCCGGCGCGGGGGCCCGUCCGAAAGAGCCGGGGGGCCAAUCGGCCGCGGCCCGGCGCAAGCGUGAGUUUACCCCCGACGAGAAGAAGGACGACGGCUACUGGGACAAGAGGAAGAAGAACAACGAGGCUGCCAAGCGUUCUCGGGAGAAGCGGCGGGUCAGCGACCUGGCCCUGGAAGGACGGGUGCUGGCACUCCUGGAGGAAAACGCCCGCCUCAAGGCAGAGCUCCUGGCCCUAAAAUUUCGCUUUGGCCUGAUUCGGGAUCCCGUGGACCCUUCUGGGCCAGCAGUUCCGGUUGCCUCCGAACCCCACCGGCCAGUGCCCGCACCCCAGCACUACCCGGCUGCUCUCGAGAUACCCCGUUACGCCUGCCCCUUCCGACCGGAGGCCGCCGCCAGCUCCGAGGAUUCGGGGUUCUCCACACCUGGCAGCUCGAGCAUGGGGAGCCCGGUCUUCUUUGAGGAGCGCGAGAGGGCCGAGGAAGGGAUUGUGUACGACGCACACUGCCUUGUGCCCGAUUCCUCUGAGGACGGGCCGGAUUUGGGCCGAGUUAGCCGUUUCGAGGCCGGGGAGAGCGUCAAAGGCCUUCCCCACAAGCUGCGUUUCAAAAUGGGGGGCGGGUCGGAGGACAUGGCCGGGGAGCCGCCAGGACAUUACCCGCCGUCUCCACCGGUGGGAACCUGGAGGGGCCCUGCCCCACGCGAGGAGCAGAGGAACGUUGGCCCCGUGCCCGUGGGCAUGGUGGCGUUCGACGGCUGCUGUGAAGCGGAGGCCCCUCCCGCCCACCUGCCGCCCCUCCCGGGCUCCGGGUACCAGACGGAGAACAGCAGCCUGCGGAACCAGCUGGCGUCGCUUUCGGCCGAGGUGGCCCAGCUGAAGAAACUCUUCUCCGAGCAGAUCUUGAUCAAGAUGAACUGAGGGA
Messenger RNA from Euleptes europaea (tarantolino), 1156 nucleotides. RefSeq lists its product as uncharacterized. Gene Ontology annotation, cellular component: nucleus. Gene Ontology annotation, molecular function: DNA binding; DNA-binding transcription factor activity. Gene Ontology annotation, biological process: circadian rhythm; regulation of DNA-templated transcription. Lineage: Eukaryota; Metazoa; Chordata; Lepidosauria; Squamata; Sphaerodactylidae. The transcript has 2 exons. The record is from RefSeq and is a predicted model, not a curated record. The coding region runs from base 1 to 1152 and encodes 383 amino acids.